Messenger RNA from Symbiodinium natans, 2334 nucleotides. NCBI's taxonomy places the organism in Eukaryota, Dinophyceae, Suessiales, Symbiodiniaceae. The record is from the annotation of a GenBank genome assembly.
AUGUGUCUCACGAAGCCUCAAAUCCGUCUUUGUCAGGUUCUUGUGGAGAAUCGCCGGGCCGUUGGGGUGCGAUGCGCGACGCUGAGGAAGAGAAGCUUGGAGCCUCUGUCAGUCAGACUCCUGUGGUGGCUUGUGUUGUUCCUGGAUCUCGAGGGCUAUACUAGGAAGCAGAUGUGUGCCAAGAUGCGCGUUGGUUUCGAAACGACCUCGCUGGUAGAUGCGCUUCCUAGUGCUGGUGCCACGGGCGAGGUCCGAGCUGCUGAGGCUGUCGUUUGCAAUGCCUCCAUUUGGGACGCGGCGAACCUUCUGCCCAAGGAGGACGUAGCCCUGGACGAGAUGCGGGAGGACUGGAAGGCGACGCCCCAGACACGGUCCUACCUCCAUCUCCAUCUGGGCUUGGACGCAACAGGCCUCCGGGUCCCGGCGCGUGUCGUGCCCGAGCCUUCUCAGCUGUUGCUGCUUUGCAUUGGUGCGUUUGAAGAUUUGCGCCGUGAUGACUUGCGGCAGGUAAAGAUGACCUUCCCCCUGCUGUUUACUGGUGCUGUGCCGGGCAGCUUUUGCUGCAUGUCGGCCAGCCAGCUCCCAAACUUCCUAUCAUGGGCCGAGUUCGCCAUAAUCGUGGCAAAGCCUGGGAGAUAUUGGGCGAACCAGCUCCGAGUAGAUGUUUUUAACGGCCGUUUCAAAGGGGGUGGAAUCGAGGCCAUGGCCGGUUGGGACGACGUGACCGCCGAGCAGAACAUGGCCCACCUUGCGGCGAAGUUUUCCUGGUCCAUCUCGGCCCCACGGCAAGGGCACUCAUGCUUGCCUACGCUUCAAUGCUUCGUAGGUUACCUCACAGCCACUUGGACCACGAAGAAGGUCAACAGGCUUUUGUCGGCUGCGCGCUUGGAACGCAUAGGAUGUCUCAUGUCGCAGGCGGUCGUCAUCAGAAACACCUUCCUUGAGGUGUCGGACCAAGGGGAGCCCGAGCGCUCCGAGAACUUCCGCCGGCAGGUGUCCGAGCCGGUCAAGAUCUUCUCGAGCAGCCCAAAGCACGGUGAGGGCGAGGACUCGGAUGAGGACUUCGCUGCGGCCAAGACGGGAGGGCUGAGGGCUGAUGCGCCGGCUUUUGAGUCGGCCAGCCACUCUGCGAUGGCUAUCCCGCCCGACAUGACGAUGCAGCAAGGCUACGUGCAGACUGGCAUGAAGCCGAGACAGGGCAAAGGAAACCGGCAGAAGAACGAUGGGUCUCAGGUCUGGGGUCGCCCGAGCCAAGAAGGACGGCAGACAGAGCACCGGGACCCGCCCAAGCGCACGCGUGAUGGGCAGUUGAGUCGUUUGAAGGACGAGGACAUCACCCAUCUCGAGCCGCCCUGGGAGAACGUCACGACCGUGAUGAUGCGGAAUCUCCCCAAUAAGUACACGCAACAAAUGCUGCUCGGGGAACUGCGAGACGCUGGCUUCCACAUGCAGGAAGAUUUCGACUUUUUCUACCUGCCGAUGGACCACUGCAAUUGUGCGAAUCUCGGCUACUGCUUCAUCAACUUCACGAAGACGGCGAGGGCAAACGACUUCGCUGGCGCCUUCAGUGGGAAACGCAUGCGCCGGUUCAACUCGCACAAGACCGCCGUGAUCAUGCCGGCUUCGAUUCAAGGGUAUGAGCAGAACUACACGUACUACAUCUCGACCCGCGUCGCGCAAGCAGCGGAUCCACAGUAUCGCCCGCUGUUUUUGCGGCCUUUACCUUCAGUGGACAUGAACGCACCAGCUCCGACUAGCGGCAAGGGCAAGGGUGGCUCCAAGGAUCGUGGGAAGGAUGGCCGAGGUGGUCGUGGCCGACGAAAAGGCGGCGACUGGGACUUGGGAGAGGCUUCAAUGCUGGGAGGAGGUGAUUGGAGCUCCAAGGACGAGGACAACGGCCGAGUCAUCCCGCCGCAGAUUCCCGCCGCACCGGUCCAGCAGGACUACCAGGUCAUGUGUGCAGCCUGUGGGACUCUGUGCGGCUCCAGCUAUCGUUUCUGCUCCUUCUGCGGGAACUACCUCUGUGACACAGGGAUGGCAGGGCCAGUGAUGAUGGCUGCGUACUUCCAGCCCACGGAGUGGCAGAUGAUGCCUGAGCAGCCACAGAUGACAGAGCAGUCUCCCGUCGCUGUCGACACGGACGACAUGCCGACGUUCCCUUCGAAGUCCAGCGGGAAGAAAGAGACUAACAAGAUUCAGCAAGAAGAGACGCCCGCGGACAACGAGCCCCCAGCCGAGGAGCUGGACAUCCUCCACGGAAGAAUGAUGCUGUUGGCCGCGUUGAAGGUGGCGGGCUCCAACUCCAAGAAGCUCCCGGCGGAUGCACAGGACUGA